UCCUUUAAAGAAAACCGGAAACGAGGAAGAAGUAGUCAACAAGCUAGGUAGUAACAGUGAAGUGCUCGUAAAGUUUUAUAGUAUUCCUUUUUUUGAAGACUACAUUCCCUCUAAACCUUAACAAUGUCGGGGUCAUCCAGUAUCGUAGCGAUGAAGAAAGUCGUCCAACAGUUACGCCUUGAAGCUGGCAUAAACAGAGUUAAGGUGUCCCAGGCCGCAGCGGACCUGCAGCAGUUUUGCCUUCAGAACGCCCAGCAGGACCCUCUGCUCACCGGCAUGUCGUCCAGCAACAACCCGUUCAGACCGCAGAAAGUCUGCUCCUUCCUAUAGCACCGACUGACCGAGCCUCCGCCUCUCAGGUUGUGGACGUUGUGGUGCCUUGUGGAACUGGGCUGCAGGACCUGCGCUGUGGACUGGAAUCAUCUCAGGAGUGAUUCGGGAUUUUGGGGACAAACAUCUAACUUGACUGUUUUUGUUUUGUUUGUUUUUUUACUUUUGCCUUUGUAAAAUCUCACACAGAAACAUUUCCAGGUGCUCAUGUGGCACAGUAAAUGUCUUAACCUUCUCAGAAGGCUUAAAAGUAACUAACCCAUAUCAACACACAUGUGCCUUUUGAAUUGUACAUUUUAUCAUGCUGAUUUUGAGAAGAAAUAAAUGGUAUUCCCACAUUUUAAA
Messenger RNA from Acanthopagrus latus (yellowfin seabream), 675 nucleotides. RefSeq names its product guanine nucleotide-binding protein G(I)/G(S)/G(O) subunit gamma-5. The transcript is spliced from 3 exons. Bases 124 to 330 code for a protein of 68 amino acids. Gene Ontology annotation, molecular function: G-protein beta-subunit binding. Gene Ontology annotation, cellular component: heterotrimeric G-protein complex. Gene Ontology annotation, biological process: G protein-coupled receptor signaling pathway. Lineage: Eukaryota; Metazoa; Chordata; Actinopteri; Spariformes; Sparidae. The record is from RefSeq and is a predicted model, not a curated record.